Messenger RNA from Anoplopoma fimbria (sablefish), 1539 nucleotides. Its product is annotated as CD48 antigen-like. NCBI's taxonomy places the organism in Eukaryota, Metazoa, Chordata, Actinopteri, Perciformes, Anoplopomatidae. The record is from RefSeq and is a predicted model, not a curated record.
GCAGGUCCUUUUUUUUUUUCAACAGAGCGUGUUUUUCCAUUAUCUCCCCUGAAAGACAGGAAGGGUGUAGACGCAUUGGCAGAGUGUGGAGACCGUUUGUAUCUCGGUGGCAUGAAGAUCGAUAUCCCUCCGGCUGUGUAUUGAUCCGUGGACAUGGAGAAGCUGAUCGGGUAUUUUGUGCUGUCUGUGGCGGUGCUGCGCGCAACCGUAACCGGAGAUAAGGUGACGGACAAGUACUUCGAGGACGGUGGUAGCCUCGAACUCGAAGUGAGGCCUCCUCACCCCGAGACCAUCACAAACAUCCUGUGGAAGUGUGAUGGUGAUCGGGCCGAGUGGUAUGACGGCAGUGUAGAAUUGGAGUACUACGGCCGCUACAAAGUACGCACAACCCUGGACAAAAAGACUGGACUAUUGGUCAUCAAUAAAAUGACCAAAAACGACAUGGGCCUGUAUUCAAUGGAGAUCAACAGCAAGGUCCAGAAUGAGAUGUACAGAGCUAUAUUGAUCAGGAGAGUCCCCAAGCCAGUGGUGGAGCUGAGAACACUGACAUGCAGGGUUACUUCAGGGUCUUGUAAGGUGAGCUGUGAAGCAUACCUCAAAGACGCCCGACCCGUCACCUACAGCUGGAAGAUUGGAGACAAAGACUGGGAAGAGUCGGAGGGAAAGGACAGGAAUAUCACCAAGACUGAGAUUAAAGGAGACAAGACCAUCACCUGCAAGAUAACUAACCCGAUCAGUAGUGAUGUUAGUAACCCUGUUGACAAUUCGCUCUUCAAGGAGGAAAUAAACAAAGAAACUGUGGGGGUUAUUAUGCUGGUCUCACUUGCGGGUGUGAGUGUGUGUUGGUUUGUGUGUGGGUUUGUGGUUGUUGCAAUUCGUAAACGUCGGAUACUCCGCAUUAGAAUUUAAGACACCACCAGCACUUCUCCUGCAACUGGAAAUGGAGAUGCAAACAAUCCAACUAUAAAGUUCAUAAAUUAAGAUGUUAUAUAUAUUUAUAUCAAAAUGUUUCAAUCAAAAGAUGUGGUUUCUUGACCAGAAGUAAAAUAUUGAGAUAAGACUUAAUGCAUGAAUAAAAUCAUUUUACUCUUUUAUUUUUGUUUCUUUGGCUUCCUUUUUUUCUCUGUAGCUCUCCUCUUUAUAGUACUUAACCAGAGAGGAGUCGUAGAUCUAAAAUAAAAAUCACACUUUGAGGUGAUUCUGCUAUUUAGUCAACACUCUCUAAAACCACUUCAACACCUGAACAUUACACCCUUCUUGAAGAAGAAAUGUUGUUGAAUUUGUUGCAUAACUGUUGCAUGAUUAGAAUUCCCUAGUUUAAGUAGUUGUAAGUUAUAAACUGGCAGCUAGAGGGUACUAAUCAGCUGAUUUUACUGUUAUGAAAAUGAUUUGUCAGUGCUCUCUGGUGGACAACAUGUUGACACUGUUUCUAAAUGACCUCAGAUCUAGUCUGGCAUAUCUGUACUUCAGUUUCUUGUUAGUCAUGAUGCAUCAUUCAGGAUGAGUUAUGAGUCUAGCUCAAAUUACUAGAUAAAUAAU